Molecule: messenger RNA, 1243 nt
Organism: Erigeron canadensis
Lineage: Eukaryota; Viridiplantae; Streptophyta; Magnoliopsida; Asterales; Asteraceae
Product: ethylene-responsive transcription factor CRF2-like
Exons: 1
Coding region: 95-1003 (302 amino acids)
Biological process (GO): regulation of DNA-templated transcription
Molecular function (GO): DNA binding; DNA-binding transcription factor activity
Source: RefSeq, a predicted model, not a curated record
CUAUAUCUUUCUUUUCUCUCUUUUAUUCUUCUUUUUUCAAUGCGAAUAUAACAUAAUUCCAUUACUAUUCAUCUUUCCAAAAAAAAAAACAAUUAUGGCAGAAUUAGUAAAACACAGUGUACACAAAACCAAUGUUACCAAAACCAUAACCAACUCACAGUCGCCACCACAAACAUGUUCUAACCGUGUCGUUAGAAUAUCCUUUACCGACGCUUAUGCUACUGAUUCUUCUUCUAGCGACGAAGAAUCAAAAUCAAAAACUUCGUCGUUUUGUCGCCAAAGAGUCAAAAAACACGUCGCUGAAGUCAAAAUAGAAUCAGAAUCUCGUUCUGUUAUUCAGCAUGAUGAUAAUAAUAAUAAUAACAGUGUGAAGGAUAUUAAGCAGGUUGUGAAAUCUGAUAAUAACAAGAAGAAUAAAAAUGUUUGUUAUUAUGGAAAUGGCAACAAAUAUCGCGGUGUUCGGAAAAGGCCAUGGGGAAAGUACGCGGCGGAGAUAAGAGAUCCCACGCGGCGCGUGAGAAUAUGGCUUGGUACUUUUAAGACAGCUAAAGAAGCCGCUAUGGUUUAUGACCAAGCCGCUAUUCAGCUGCGUGGACGUCACGCGCUUACUAACUUUGUAAUUCCGCCCGAUGAUAACAAACCAGACGACCCUGUAUCGUCGGGUUAUAAUUCGGGUAAUGAAUUACUUGAUGUCAAAACGACGUCGCCUAAAUCCGUGCUGCGUUUCCCUUCGGUUUCAACUGACGGGUCGGAUUCCGGGUCGGGUAAGGUCUUUGGAGAGCCCGAUGUGUUUUCGGAUUUCCGGCCAUUUGAUGAUUUUGUUUCCACAUUUGAGCUAUUUGAGUUGCAAAAAGUCGACAAUAUUUUUGACCCGAUGGAUAAAGUAUUCGGGUCGGGUAAUGAGUUUGAUAUCGGGUCUUUAAAUUGGCCGAUGGAUGAGGAUGACCGUCUUCUUGAUGACUACGGUGACAUAUUCGGGUCGGAUCCUCUUGUGGUGCUAUAAAUUUUUUUGUAAUUUAGGAUAAAUUAAAACAUGAAGAACGUUAUUCUAUGAUUUUUGAUUGUAUAAAUAUUUAGUGAACUCCGUUAGAUUAAACGGUAACGGACGAGUUUGUGAGUUCUUUUUGUAUCUAAUGUUUUGAAUCGAAUUGGGUAGAACUUAACGAGAAUGUCGAUCAAGUUGUUUUGUAUUAUGUGUGUUGGAGUUUAACUUUUCAUUUGGUAAUUGUUCACGUAGUUCGUU